Kwoniella shivajii is the source of this 1545-nucleotide messenger RNA. RefSeq lists its product as uncharacterized. NCBI's taxonomy places the organism in Eukaryota, Fungi, Basidiomycota, Tremellomycetes, Tremellales, Cryptococcaceae. The coding region runs from base 1 to 1545 and encodes 514 amino acids. Gene Ontology annotation, biological process: transmembrane transport. Gene Ontology annotation, cellular component: membrane. The transcript has 10 exons. Gene Ontology annotation, molecular function: transmembrane transporter activity. The record is from RefSeq and is a predicted model, not a curated record.
AUGGGGAAAACCAGAGACGACGAGAAGGCAUAUGCUCCUUCGAGCCCAGCUGAGGUUCACGAGACUCACCUUGUCGAUGCUAAGAGAGACGACGAAGCGGCGACUUUCUUGGCUAACAUUGCAAAUCGACCUAACGCCGAAGAGCUAUUGGCGCCCUUAGAGGAGAGGGAACAGAGGAGCCUCGUCCGAAAAAUUGACUGGAUUAUGGUCCCUCUCCUCGGUGUAGCAAUGAUGAUGGGCUCGGUCGAUAAAGUCUCCUUGGCCACUGCUGCGGUUAUGGGUUUUAGGGAAGACACCCAUCUGGUAGGGCAAGAGUACUCUUGGACCUCAUCGAUCAUCUAUUUCGGUGCUAUUGCGGCCAUUAUACCUUCACUCAUGCUCAUGCAGAGACUGCCCCCGCAUAUCUACAUCUCCGCCAAUGUUACGAUUUGGGGUAUCAUCACGCUAUGUCUUCCAGCGUGCAAGAGUUUUGGCACAGUGAUGGUUGUACGAAUUCUUUUGGGUGUUUUUGAAUCGGUCAUUUUUGCUGGGUUGGGUCUGAUAGUAUCUAUGUGGUGGACGCGAGAGGAGCAACCCUAUCGAACUGCAUUUAUCUUUUCCACUGUAUCUUCGCUCACCAACGGAGUACUCGCUGUCGCUGCGUGGAAUUAUAAAGGAUCCGCCGUUGCUCGAUGGCAACUACUUUUCAUAUUAGUCGGAGCUAUCACCCUCGGAUGGUCAUUUCUUUUAUGGGGUUUCUUACCCGCAAAUCCUACCAAAGCUCGAUGGCUCAGCCUGAGGCAACGGGUUGUCGCCACUCGACGAAUGCAAGACAAUCAUACCGGUAUGGAAAACAAGACAUUCAAGUUUGAUCAAUUCCUCGAAGCAUUUACCGACCCUAAAACAUGGUUCUACUUCUUUAUCAACAUCGCGCUUAAUGUCCCAAACGGUGCUCUGGUAGGAUUUAACAGUAUUGUAGUGAAAUCACUCGGAUUCACCACGCAGACUACCUUGCUUUUGGGUAUCCCCACUGGUCUUGUUUCGUGGAUUUCAUCCUUCUUCUGGGGCUACAUUGCAGUUAAGACCGGUCAACGACAUCUCAGUGGUGUGGCUUCUUGUGUACUCCCUUUGAUUGGUACUAUCCUUUUGUAUAAGCUCAAUCGAGACUCUGUCGCUCUUCUGUACCUAUAUCUCUGUUACAUGUACUGGGGACCAUACAUCGUCAUGAUGGGUUCAAUGUAUGCAAAUACCGGUGGUUACACGAAGAAAUUGACAGUUUACGCUUUGGGCUACAUGGGAUACUGCGUCGGUAACAUUAUUGGUCCUCAAACAUUUUUAGCCAAACAGGCACCUUUAUACGUGGGAGGUGUUGUUGCCAUGUUGGUCUGUUAUUCAAUCGCCCUUGUCUUGAUCGGCGUUUAUUGGCUCUAUCUCCGUCGUCUAAAUGUCGGUAAAGCGAGAGAAUACGAAGCUCUCAAGAAUCAACUUGAAAAUGAAGAUCAACUUUUGAGUGAUUGGCAAGAUUUGACUGAUAUCAAAAAUCCUCGAUUCGUCUAUGCUUUGUAA